AAGAAGCAAAACAAGAAAGAAAUUCUUCCAUAAACAAAAAUGGCAGAUAGCAAUUAAUGGAAGGGUUUGUGGGACGUUUCGUACACACAGCCUCAUCUCCAUUCUCCAGCACAAAUGGGUGGUUACUUGCUAUUUAUUACUCUCUGUCUCUCUCCCAACUAUCCUUUUACUUUCUCCCUGGACUACAAUUUCUCUGCAGGUUCACUUCUUUGGUUGAUAAAGAUGAACCUUGACUCCCAAAAUCCCCAAUGUCUGGUUCGUUGCUUAAAUUCAUUCUCUUUCACAGCUUUACUUUCAUAUUCGACUCAAGACUCUGCCUUUGGUAGCUCACAUCCUUGUAGGGCAUAUUUAUGGGCGUAGGUUUCUGGGAUGAUUUUUGGGAGUACGAUUGGAGCAUCGAAUAUCUACCCAGAAGCAGCUAAUUGGUGGCAUUGAGUGCCUGUGUAUGUAUUCUUAGAGUCUGGAGAUUGGAAUUUGUAGUCACACAGAAUGGUUGGUGGCAGAAGAAAGAAGCAACAUUUGAACAGAAUACAUGCCUUCUCAUGUGGGAAAGCAUCAUUCAAAAGUGAUCAUUCACUGAUUGGGGGGCCUGGCUUCUCGAGGGUAGUCUACUGCAACGAUCCUGAAGGGUUCGAUGCUAGUCUCCUCAACUAUGGAGAUAAUUAUGUUACAACUACUAAGUAUACACUUGCAACCUUUUUCCCAAAAUCUUUGUUUGAGCAGUUCAGGAGGGUUGCCAAUAUAUAUUUCCUCAUCUGUGCAAUCUUGUCUUUCACGCCUCUUUCUCCUUACUCAGCUUUGAGCGAUGUUCUUCCUUUGGUUGUCGUGAUCGGAGUUACAAUGGGGAAAGAGGCUCAUGAAGAUUGGAGGCGAAAAAAGCAGGAUAUUGAAGUAAACAAUAGAAAGGUUCUAGUGCAUUAUGUUGAUGGUAUUUUUGAGCAUUCUAAAUGGAUGACUUUGAAAGUUGGGGACAUAGUAAAGGUGGAAAAAGAUGAAUUUUUUCCUGCUGAUAUGAUAUUACUUUCAUCAAGUUAUGAGGAUGGAAUUUGUUAUGUCGAGACAACAAACCUUGAUGGAGAGACCAAUUUGAAACUAAAACAAGCUCUGGAAGCAGCUUCAAACCUGCAUGAAGACUCCAGUUUCCUGAAUUUCAGGUCUAUUAUUAGAUGCGAAGAUCCAAAUGCAAACUUAUACUCUUUUGUGGGCAAUAUGGAACUUGGGGAACAACAAUUCCCUCUUACACCUCAGCAGCUUCUGCUUAGGGACUCAAAACUGCGAAAUACGGAUUGCAUUUAUGGGGUUGUAAUCUUUACAGGUCAUGAUACUAAAGUUAUUCAAAAUUCAACUGCACCUCCUUCCAAGAGAAGCAAAAUUGAGAGGAGGAUGGAUAAGAUUGUCUACUUCUUGUUUCUCAUGCUGGUCUUCAUGUCUUUUAUUGGGUCAAUUUUCUUUGGGAUUGCAACUGGGGAUGAUAUAAAGAAUGGAAGGAUGACAAGAUGGUAUCUCAGACCUGAUAAAACUACAAUAUAUUAUGGCCCAAAAAGACCAGUACUUGCAGCAGCUCUGCAUUUUCUGACUGCUGUAAUGUUGUAUGGAUACUUAAUUCCCAUAUCCUUGUAUGUAUCAAUAGAGAUUGUAAAAUUCCUUCAGAGUGUUUUCAUCAACCAAGAUAUAUUAAUGUACUAUGAUGAAGCUGACAAGCCAGCACUGGCCCGUACCUCAAAUUUGAAUGAAGAACUUGGCCAAGUUGAUAUUAUUCUUUCCGAUAAAACAGGAACUUUGACUUGCAACUCCAUGGAAUAUGUGAAGUGUUCUAUAGCUGGGACCUCCUAUGGUCGUGGUGUAACUGAGGUUGAGAGAGCUUUGGCCAGGCGAAAAGGGUUGCCUUUGGCUCAAGAGAUGUCAGAGAUCGAGGCGCACCCUGAGGAUUUUUCUAUGGAAAAGCCAUCCGUAAAAGGAUUCAAUUUUAUUGAUGAAAGGAUUGUGAAUGGUCGUUGGGUCAAUGAACCUCGUGCAGAUGUAAUUCAGAAAUUUUUAAGAUUACUGGCCAUUUGCCACACUGCAAUACCAGAAAUUGAUGACGAAACUAGGAAGAUUUCAUAUGAGGCCGAAUCACCAGAUGAGGCAGCUUUUGUGAUUGCAGCAAGAGAACUUGGGUUUGAAUUUUAUGAGAGGACUCAAACAAGCAUUUCACUGCAUGAGUUGGAUCUGCAAUCUGGUGUGAAAGUUAAAAGAGUUUAUGAACUCUUAAAUAUCAUCGAGUUUAGUAGCUCAAGGAAACGGAUGUCUGUGAUUGUAAAAGACGAGGAUGGAAAGCUGCUACUACUUUGUAAAGGUGCUGACAGUGUCAUGUUUGAAAGACUUGGAGAAAAUGGAAGACAAUUUGAAGAGCAAACCAAGGAGCACAUAGACGAGUAUGCUGAAGCUGGACUAAGGACGUUGGUACUUGCAUACCGUGAGCUUGAUGAGCAAGAGUACAGUGACUUCAAUGAGAAAUUCGCCAAGGCAAAGAACUCAGUGAGUGUAGAGCAUGAGGAGAUGAUUGAGAGAGUGGCGGAAGAAGUUGAGAAGGACUUGAUUCUUCUGGGUGCUACAGCUGUUGAGGAUAAGCUUCAAAACGGGGUUCCUGAAUGUAUUGACAAGCUUGCACAAGCUGGAAUCAAGUUAUGGGUUUUGACUGGCGAUAAGAUGGAAACAGCAAUCAACAUUGGCUAUGCCUGUAGUUUGCUUAGACAAGGAAUGAAACAGAUGGUAAUAAACUUGGAGACACCAGAAAUUAAAGCACUCGAGAAUGCUGAAGACAAGUCUUCUGUUACUGCGGCAUCUAAGGCAAGCAUUCUCCAUCAGUUAAGUAACGGAAAAGAAUUGUUGGCAGCGUCAACUGAAAGCUCUGAGGCAUUAGCUUUGAUCAUUGAUGGAACAUCACUAACUUAUGCCCUAGAAGUUGAUCUCAGGGACCUCUUUCUUGAGCUUGCUAUUGGCUGUGCAUCUGUUAUUUGCUGCCGUUCAUCUCCUAAACAGAAGGCACUUGUUACGAGACUGGUCAAAACUAAAACAGGCAACACAACAUUAGCAAUUGGUGAUGGAGCAAACGAUGUUGGUAUGCUUCAAGAAGCAGAUAUUGGAGUUGGUAUCAGUGGUUUCGAAGGAAUGCAGGCAGUCAUGUCGAGUGAUUUUGCAAUAGCACAGUUUCAUUUCUUGGAGCGGUUACUUCUUGUUCAUGGACACUGGUGUUACAGAAGGAUCUCAUCAAUGAUAUGCUAUUUUUUCUACAAGAACAUCGCCUUCGGCUUCACUCUCUUCUUUUAUGAGGCAUAUGCAUCAUUCUCUGGCCAGACCGUUUACAAUGAUUGGUUUCUAUCGCUUUACAAUGUCUUCUUCACUUCACUUCCUGUAAUUGCCCUGGGAGUCUUUGACCAGGAUGUCUCUGCUCGGUUUUGCCUCAAGUUUCCUCUAUUAUACCAAGAAGGUGUGCAAAAUGUCCUGUUUAGUUGGACUCGUAUUCUAGGCUGGGCAUUCAAUGGAUUAUUGACUGCUGUCAUCAUCUUCUUCUUCAACAUUCGUAUCAUGGAGCACGAAGCCUUCCGCAAGGAUGGAGAAGUUGUCGGCUUGGAGAUCCUCGGGGCCACCAUGUACACUUGCGUUGUUUGGGUGGUGAACUGCCAAAUGGCACUAUCGAUCAAUUACUUCACCUAUAUUCAGCAUAUCUUCAUCUGGGGUGGGAUUAUGUUCUGGUAUGUAUUCCUACUGGCGUACGGAGCCAUUGACCCUGACAUUUCAACGACUGCCUAUCAAGUUUUCAUUGAAGCCUGUGCACCUGCCCCAUCUUAUUGGCUUCUGACGCUGUUUGCGCUAGUCAGCUCCCUCAUUCCAUAUUUCACUUUCUCUACUAUCCAAAUGAGGUUUUUCCCCUUGUAUCAUCAGAUGAUACAGUGGGCAAGAAGCAGUGGCCUAUCAGAGGAUCCCGAGUACUGUCAACUGGUGCGCCAGAGAUCGUUAACACACACAACUGUAGGUUACACAGCUCGUUUUGAAGUUCAAUCCAAAAGCGCAAGCGAGAGAAGCUUGAGGAGCGUUGAUACAUAGCACUUUCAUAAAAUUUUCUCCAUAUUAACAUGGUUGCAGGAGAUUGUCUUCGACUGUGUUCCCGUUGAGGAACAAUCAGUCCAGUCCUUCCCGGUUUUCAUGUGAGAAUUUAUUUAAGCAAGCGCGGAAACUAUACAGAUGAUGUUUUGGUAGCUUGGAGGUCAUAAGAAUGUCUGUAAUUGAUACUUGAUAAUGUAGUGCAUGAAAUGCAUAAACUAUAAGAAAAUAUAUGAACUUCAACUUUUAAA
Tripterygium wilfordii is the source of this 4334-nucleotide messenger RNA. Its product is annotated as putative phospholipid-transporting ATPase 9. Bases 490 to 4086 code for a protein of 1198 amino acids. Gene Ontology annotation, cellular component: plasma membrane. Gene Ontology annotation, molecular function: ATP hydrolysis activity; magnesium ion binding; ATPase-coupled intramembrane lipid carrier activity. The record is from RefSeq and is a predicted model, not a curated record. Gene Ontology annotation, biological process: phospholipid translocation. The transcript has 12 exons. NCBI's taxonomy places the organism in Eukaryota, Viridiplantae, Streptophyta, Magnoliopsida, Celastrales, Celastraceae.